AAAUAUGUAGCACCAAAAAAAAAAAAAAGCAACAAAACUGACUCUAAAUGAUGGAAGUGUCAUAGAUCCAAAGGGCACAAGAAGGCACGGGACAUGGCUGCGGGGGGCUUUAUUUUUGUGCUGUUCAUCCUGGCCUUUCUGUGUGUCAAUGGAAACCUGGUCUCACAAAGGUCUUUCUCCAUCGACUACAAUAACAACUGUUUUCUAAAAGAUGGAAAGACUUUCCAGUACAUCUCAGGCAGCAUCCACUACUCCCGGAUCCCCAGGGCCUACUGGAGAGACCGGCUUCUGAAGAUGUACAUGACCGGACUCAACGCCAUCCAAGUAUACGUACCAUGGAACUUCCACGAGUCGACACAGGGGGUGUACAACUUCACAGGAGACAGAGACCUGGUGCACUUUUUAGAUUUGGCCAAUCAGACGGGGCUCCUGGUCAUUCUGCGCCCGGGGCCGUACAUCUGUGCAGAAUGGGAAAUGGGGGGACUUCCUGCAUGGUUACUUCAAAAACCAAACAUCAUCCUUCGAUCAGCUGACACAGAUUAUCUACAAGCUGUAAGCAACUGGCUCGCCAUCCUUCUCCCUAAAGUCAAACCCUGGCUCUACGUCAAUGGAGGAAACAUUAUAACUGUGCAGGUGGAAAAUGAAUAUGGGAGUUAUUUUGCCUGUGAUUAUAACUACAUGCGUCACCUCCGGACUCUGUUCCGUUUGUUUCUGGGUGAAAACACAGUCCUGUUCACCGUUGAUGGAAACACAGACAAAGAAAUGACAUGUGGGAGUUUGGAAGGAUUAUACGCCACAGUGGACUUCGGGACAGACACAAAUGUAAGAGAAGCUUUUAAAAGGCAGAGACGGUUUGAACCCAAAGGUCCAUUGGUGAAUUCUGAGUUUUACACUGGUUGGUUGGAUCACUGGGGAGACUCACACACUACGGUCAGCACAGAUAAGGUCAUGCGAGUCCUGACAGAGAUGCUCUUAAUGGGAGCCAAUGUCAACAUGUACAUGUUUGAAGGAGGCACCAACUUUGGAUACUGGAACGGUGCCGACCAUGACACUCGAUAUCGCUCCGUCGUGACCAGUUACGAUUACGACGCCCCGCUCUCUGAGGCUGGAGACCCCACAGAGAAACUGCUGGCUAUACGAGAAGUCAUUAAAAUGUUUAGAGAUAUUCCCUCUGGAUCUGUGCCUCCAGCCACUCCCAAGUUUGGUUAUGGAUUUGUAACUCUUAAAAAAGUUGGUAAUAUCAGCUCGGUCUUGAACACCAUCUCACCCCUGGGGCCUGUAAAAUCUCAGUAUCCUCUGACUUUUGAAGAGCUCAAACAGUACUAUGGCUACAUGCUGUAUCGGACCUCCCUGCCCCGGGACCUCUCCGAGCCCACUCCUCUUAUCUCUCCUCUCAAUGGGGUUCAUGACCGGGCAUACGUGUCUGUCAAUGGGGUUUAUCAAGGCCUAUUAGAGAGAGACAUUGCACUUGUAAUAAAUGUGACCGGAAAACAGGGGGACACUCUGGAUAUUUUAGUUGAAAACAUGGGCAGGGUGAACUUUGGGAGCAAGAUCAACGAUUACAAGGGCAUUUUGAGUAACCUGAUUUUGGGUAAAGAUGUACUCACAGACUGGAACAUUUAUCCUCUGAAUAUUGAUGAAGCCAUUGCUGGUGGGUGGCCUCAUUCAGGAAGUUUCAAGCCUAAAUCUCCCGUAAAGAAAGAAGAUUUAUUUGGACCAACUUUCUACAUGGGAACUCUUCAGUCCAAUGGUCUGACCUGGGACACGUUUCUCAAACUCCAUGAAUGGACAAAGGGUCAAGUCUGGAUCAAUGGUGUAAACUUGGGGAGGUACUGGCCGGCCCGGGGACCACAGCAGACACUUUAUGUCCCUGGACCCCUGAUCAGCCCCACUCAGAUCAAUAACAUCACAGUUCUGGAGCUGGAGGGAGCACCCACACAUCUUAAAGUCCUGUUUAUGGACAGGCCUCUGCUCAAUGCCACUAAAUCCUGACAGCACAAAAUGAUGCCAAAGCUGAAAUUUAUUUGUGGCUUUGGUAUAAACUAGACCUGUCACGAUAACACAUUUUGAAGUUCGAUAUAUUGAAGUAAAUAUAGACGAUAAUAUUGAAACUUUCCAGGUCGAGGGUCUGUCUACAUUUCUGUCUUUGCUUGCUUGGAAUGUGUCACGGCAUAAAACUUAACUAUCUCCAUGGAAACAAGCAGGAGAUGCCACCAGACCAAGUUACCGGUCGGAUCUUUGUUUUUUGAGCAGUAAAAGCACCCAGAAUUGAAUGAAUGGGAGAUGGAUAAGUUUAAUGCCACACUGUGAAACAUUUCAGACAAGCGGGAGUCAGACCCUCUCGCUGAAAAGUUACACAAUGCACCUUUAAACCACAGAAACUAUUCUAAAUCUACAAUACUGUUAAAAACCAUAAGCUGCAAUAAAUAAACAGCAGAAUGAAGUUAUUAAUUCAAACUUUUACAGCUUAAAUCUUAUCAUACAGCCAAAAAAUUUUCAAAAAUGUCCCAGUAGUGCAAAGAAAAUGUACACACGAUAAAUACUGACCCUAAAAACUGUAGUUUCAACUUUCAUACACUGAGGUAGGUAACGUAAUUAUCGUGACAGGCCUAGUAUAAACUAUAUAUACUUGAAUGUAUACAAAUUUCCCUCCAUGCUGCCUUAUGCCAUAUCACUGCUUUUACUGUUUUACAUAUGAAGCUUUUUGUCGUCUUAAAUUAAGACUCAAAUGCGAUGUGCUUAACAUUCAGUUAAAGGUUCUAUAUUACUAUUACUAUAAAUUAACUUUUGUGAGCUUUAAGCCAUGUCAAAAAAAAAAACAAAACCCCCCACACAAUUCUGGAAUUGUGUUUUGCUUCAUUCACACGUUUGAGUAAUGCUUGUUGUCUACAUUUCAAAAUCUCAAAAUGCUCUGUUCCACCUUGUGAUGUCAUGAAGCACUAGUAUGUUAACCUUUUUUUUUCAGUAGAGAUUGGCAAUUCCUAGGCUGGAAUGAUCCAAAUGAUUCUAGUGAAGUUGUAUGGAGUUUAAAAACACAGUAGAGCACUUCUCGUAUUAACUAGGGAUGAAACAAUAACCAAAAUAUCGUGAUAUCGUAUCAUCAAAAGUUCUCACAAUAUAUUGAAUUACAAGUCUCUUUGCUUAAAUGAAGAGUUAUGGUGCAGCAAUAGCUAAAAAAAGACAGAGGGAACUACAUAGACCAUGAUCCUUUGCUCCAUUUCAGUGUAAACUAUAUGAAGAAAUAACAGUUCUAAACACUUUUAAGUCUUAGUUCUUUGGAUUAAGUCUUGGCAAGGCAUUUUAAGAGAAAAAACCAUGAGACGUAUAUCGCGAAAAUAUCGUAAGGAGAGAUUUGGAUAUUGUUACAUCCCUAAUCGUGAACUUUCCCACGACAUCGCAAUAAAUAUCGUACCGUGAGGUUCAUACCAUGACGAUUUCAUAUUGUGAGACUUGGAUAUCGUUACACCUCUAGUAUUAACACAUGUUCAGUCCACCUGGUUCAGUCCUGGUUUAGUCCUGGUCCAGUCCAUAUACGGCGCAAAAGUUCAGCAUCUUCACAGUUAUUUUGGAGAGAGUAACUUAAAAGCAAUGCAGUAAUAAUGUAAUGCCUCAUAUUUUAAAUGCAGUAAUACUGUAAUGUAACUAAUUACUUUGAAAUGACAGUAACAAGUAAUAAAUAACGCAUUAAAGUUAAACAUUAAACUUGCCCAACAGUGCACAUGACAUCACAAACAAAGUAUUUUCAGUUUGAGAGAAGAACUCAGCCUAAAUCUGCAGAGUUUCUGUGUUAAAAAUGUGUGAAUGAAACAAAACACAAAUCCAGGUUUGUUUGUGAUGAGGAAACAUUAAAACACUGAUCACAAAAUAGUGUAAUAUAGACUCUAAUUCUCGCAAACAUCAAAAGACUGUCAAAAGGUUAGAAAAUGUUUUACUUUUUAUUGCAUUUCAUGAUUUUUUUUUAUUACAAUGAGAUAAAAAUUACAUUGCAACCUG
This is a messenger RNA of Boleophthalmus pectinirostris (great blue-spotted mudskipper), 3993 nucleotides long. It is a transcript of the gene glb1l, whose product is annotated as galactosidase, beta 1-like. The transcript has 16 exons. The coding region runs from base 94 to 1992 and encodes 632 amino acids. Gene Ontology annotation, molecular function: beta-galactosidase activity. Gene Ontology annotation, cellular component: vacuole. The record is from RefSeq and is a predicted model, not a curated record. Lineage: Eukaryota; Metazoa; Chordata; Actinopteri; Gobiiformes; Gobiidae. Gene Ontology annotation, biological process: carbohydrate metabolic process.